AUUGACUGUUAGCGUAUCGUUUUGUCAAUUUCAAUUGUCAAAAAAUAGUGGGCUAUAGUGGUGAUGGUUCGAUAAAAUAAUAAUACGGAAAAAUGUUUAUUUUCAAGUGUUUUUAAAAAAAAUUAGAUGGACAGUACCGUGGAAGAAGGUGAGAAGAUGAAGGCGAAGUCGUCUAAGCGAAUGGUGGGAAUGAUUAUAAGAUCUAGAAAAUCAAUUGCGAAGGAUGCCGUUGUGACGACUUCCGGAAUUGGUCAACCUAGCUUGUACCAUGCUUUGGUGGUUAUUUUCCUGGAGUUUUUCGCCUGGGGUCUCUUGACUAUGCCCCUCAUAUCAGUAUUAAAUGACACAUUUCCAGACCACACAUUCCUCAUGAACGGCCUGAUAAUGGGCAUUAAAGGCAUACUUUCAUUUUUAAGCGCUCCUUUAGUGGGAGCAUUAUCAGAUGUAUGUGGUCGCAAGUUAUUUUUGCUCAUCACAGUGUUUUUUACGUGUAUACCUAUACCUUUAAUGACUAUUAAUACUUUUUGGUUUUUUGCCAUGGUCAGUAUUUCCGGUGUAUUUGCAGUGACUUUUAGUGUUGUGUUUGCUUACGUGGCGGAUGUAACCGACGAAAGAGAACGCUCAUUAGCUUAUGGCUUAGUUAGUGGUACAUUUGCUGCCAGUAUGGUCAUUUCGCCGGCUUUAGGCGCCUAUUUAAUGGAAAGGUGGUCUGUUUCACUGGUUGUUGCACUUGCUACAGCAGUAGCCAUUUUAGAUGUAUUCUUCAUUCUCGUAGCAGUUCCAGAAAGUUUGCCAGAAAAGGUUCGAGUUUCACCUAUCAGUUGGGAGCAAGCAGAUCCAUUUUCAGCUUUAAGGAAUGUAGGACAAGAUCCUACAAUUCUGUUACUGUGUAUCGCCGUGUUUCUGUCCUAUUUACCGGAAGCGGGACAAUAUAGUUGUAUUUUCAUGUACCUCAAAUUGGUGAUGGGCUGGAGCGACCCGAUGGUAGCUGUGUUCGUAGGAUUAGUGGGUCUUAUGGCUGUUUUAGCUCAAAUUAGUUUAGGUAUUUUAAUAAAAAAUUUGGGAUCAAAACACACUAUCAUGUUGGGAUUAUUAUUCGAAAUGCUCCAACUACUUUGGUAUGGUUUCGGUACUACAACAUGGAUGAUGUGGGGCGCUGGUAUAUUGGCUUCGAUGAGUUCUAUAACGUAUCCUGCCAUAUCUGCAUUUGUGUCUGUUCAUAGUACACCAGAUCGCCAAGGAGUUGUUCAAGGUAUGGUUACUGGUAUGAGAGGCUUGUGUAAUGGAUUGGGUCCAGCAAUGUUUGGAGUUGUUUUUUAUAUGUUUCACGUUGAUCUAAAUGGAAAUACUAAUAAUUCAGAUACCACCCACUCCACUUCUGCUUUUGAAACAUAUUCGCAGCUUGUUCCUGGUCCACCAUUUGUCUUUGGAGCUUUUCUAGUCAUAUGCGCUCUGUUUGUUGCUUCAUUCAUUCCUACCAAAGCGCACGUUGAUUCGGGUAUCCCAUUGGACACUCACUACGAAAUCGAACGUGGUCAAAAAGUUGCUGGUACACUCAGCCCUCUUAUACCCAGCAGGAGCAUAGAUGCAGCAAUAUUAUAAAUGUUAGGAUGUGUAUUCUUUAGAAAAAAAUAAAGUGACAAUUUAAGGAGAUGGAAGUGCACUUAACUAAAACUGCAGAGAUCCCAGAUCGACAUAUAUUUUGAAUAAUUGUAAAUAAAAGUAUGAACGGGUGAUAAAUAAGAUCUCUAAAAUGCUUUUAGAUAAGUGUACCCUGAUUUGUUAAUUCAUGGUUGUUGACAGAGUAUUUUAUUUUUUUGAUGUUUUGGAUAUUUUGUUCAUUACGUUUUAAGUACAUAGUUAAGCUUAAUUCAUUUGAUAUUCAACUACUGAUUCUGAAAAUUAACAAAUUCUUAUCGCCUUACUACAAUAAGACAAAAAUAAAAACUCUUCAAUUUA
Molecule: messenger RNA, 1959 nt
Organism: Diorhabda sublineata
Lineage: Eukaryota; Metazoa; Arthropoda; Insecta; Coleoptera; Chrysomelidae
Product: hippocampus abundant transcript 1 protein
Exons: 7
Coding region: 127-1602 (491 amino acids)
Biological process (GO): transmembrane transport
Molecular function (GO): transmembrane transporter activity
Source: RefSeq, a predicted model, not a curated record